Molecule: messenger RNA, 2784 nt
Organism: Podospora bellae-mahoneyi
Lineage: Eukaryota; Fungi; Ascomycota; Sordariomycetes; Sordariales; Podosporaceae
Exons: 6
Coding region: 892-2784 (630 amino acids)
Cellular component (GO): membrane
Molecular function (GO): ATP hydrolysis activity; ABC-type transporter activity; ATP binding
Source: RefSeq, a predicted model, not a curated record
AAAACUCUACUGUACACCACCACCCCGAUUCUCCCGCUAAAGAAUCGCCGUGUCUCAGUUUACCACACCAAAAAGGACGCCGACCGGGCUCGGGUUGGAUGAGUUCGUGGUUCAGCUCCCCGCAUUCCGACCCGAGUGAAGUCGGCGACCACGUGGGGUCUUCCGUCCUGUCCAAAGGACAAUGGUUGGCUGGCAGUCACCCCUCACAACGGCGAACAUAUACACUCCCUUCAUAUCAACGCCCAACCACCCAACACCCAGCAACUACAUAGCAUUCCCGGUAAGCCCUGCGCAUGUAUGUGGGGUGUGGUCAGCGGGUUUGAUGCAAGCGUGAGGCUCAAGAUGGCGAUUCCAACCAUCGCCGUUUAUUGUGCUUUGGUGAUGGUGGUGCCCGCUUGUGCCAAGGCGCCUAUCCCGCGAACUACUUGCACCACUACACCGAUAGCUCCCCGGCACUUGACGUGUUGGGAGUAGUGAAGCUGAAUUUGGGCAGGAAUGCUAGCCACUUUCCGAGACUGAUUGCUGUUGGUUCAGCUAGACUGGGUUGGUUGGCGACUGAGCUACUGACGAUAACUCCGGAGUUGGUGGUUGAACAUGCCCGAGUUUUGGGGAGGAGGAUCGUGAACUGGAGGGGAGGACUAGACGGCGUUUGUCUUGGAUGACGGUGAUCGGGGUUCAUGCGGAGGGGAUGAGCGUUGAGAAACCUGGGCUGGGUAUGAGUAUCUAAUGGCUGGGUGCAGGUAAAGGGAGAAGGCUGUACAAGACUGCUGCUGACUGAGGAAACGAGAGUGCUCAUAAUCCCAUCUGUCCGCCUCCCAACCCGCAGACCUCAUCCCGUGUUCACCUGCCUCAUCUUUUCAUUCUCGCCGUCCUCCCAACCAUCAUCACAACAUGAACGCCCCAUCAAGCUCCUCCUCCUCCUCCCCAAAAAUGGACCCCGAAUCCGGCCCCUCCCCCUCCCACCUGAAAAACACCACCCUCACCUCCCUCACCUGGUCCUCCCUAUCCCACGCAAUCUCCACGACCCCCAUCCUCACCUCCUCAACGGGCCUCCUCCGCCCAGGCGAACUCCUAGCAGUAAUGGGCCCCUCGGGCUCAGGCAAAACAACCCUCCUCAACCUCCUCUCCCGCCGCCUUUCCCCAUCAUCCCCCUCACCCAUCCUCCUGAACGGAACCCCCCUCCCCCUCCCCCAAUUCCAAUCCCUGACCCGCUUCGUCGAACAGACUGACUCCCUCAUCGGGGCCCUAACCCCACGCGAGACCCUCCACUUUGCCUCACGGCUCUCAAGCGCGGGGAUUAGCAAAAAAGAGAGGCGGGAAAGGGUAGAGGGUCUACUCGGGAGUUUCGGCCUGGUCGAACAAGGCGAUGUAGUGGUCGGGACUGUGAUAAAAAAAGGGUUGAGCGGAGGGCAAAAGAGACGGUUGGGGGUUGCAAAGGAGGUUAUCACCGGGCCGAGGGUGGUCAUACUUGAUGAGCCGACCAGCGGGCUUGAUGGGAGGGGGGGGUGGGAGGUUGUCAAGUUUUUGAGGGGGUUGGCGAGGGAGAAUAAUUUGAUUAUUAUUGCGAGUAUACACCAGCCUUCAACCGCGACGUUUGACCUGUUUGACAAGCUGUUGCUCUUGUCAGAGGGCAAGACGCAUUAUUUUGGUUCGGUGGAGGGGGUGGGGGGGUAUUAUGAGAGUCAGCUUGGGAUGGUCAUGCCACGGCAUGUUAAUCCUGCUGAGUGGUUGCUUGAGCAGACUAAUAUUGAUUAUGCCGAUGAUAAAGAGGCUGCGAGGGCGAGGCUGGAGGAGAUGCAGUCUGGCUGGGAGAGGUCGGAUUUGAAGAAAAAGUUGGAUGAGGAUGUUGCUGCUGUUGCUGCUAGGGCGGAGAAGGGGGGGGAUGAGCUUGUGUUGGGGGAUGAUGAGGCGAGAGACAAAAAGCCGGGGAUGGCGAGUGUGGUUGUGACGCUGGUGCACAGGAGCUUUAUCAAGAGUUAUCGGGAUGUGGUUGCCUAUGGGAUUAGGUUGGCGAUGUAUACUGGUCUCGCCAUAAUGAUGGGCACAGUCUGGCUCCGUCUGCCGGCCACACAAGACUCCAUCAUCCCCUUCACCAACUCCAUCUUCUACGGCAGCGCCUUCCUCAGCUUCAUGGCUGUGGCGUACUGUCCCGCCUACCUCGAAGAUUACAACCAGUAUGCCAAAGAGAAACGGAACGGGCUCUACGGCGCCACCGCUAUGACGCUGUCAAACUUCCUCGUUGGGACACCAUACCUCUUCCUCAUCUCAGUCGUCUUCUCAGCAAUCAGCUACUGGCUCUCCAACUUCCAGCCUACCGCCAAAGCCUUCUUCACCUGGGUCUUCUGGCUCUUCCUGGACUUGCUUGCCGCCGAAGGGCUGGUAGUCUUUAUGGCAUCUCUCUUCCCGUCCUUUGUCAUCUCGUUGGCGCUGGUUGCGUUUGCCAAUGGCUUGUGGAUGAGCGUGGACGGGUUCAUGGUGCCGCCGGGGACGUUGAAUGUCUUUUGGAAAUAUGUUUUCCAUUACUGGGACUAUCAAAAGUAUGUGUUUGAGAACAUGAUGAUCAAUGAGUUCAGCGAGAGGGUGUAUACCUGCGCCGAGACGGCGGAUGGGUGUCAAUGCAUGUGGCAGACUGAUCUGGCUGAUCAAUGCCUGAUCCGUGGACAGGGAGUGUUGGACCAGUACGGAUACAAACCUGGGUAUAUGGGCAAGGAUGUGGGCAUCAUGCUGGCCAUCAUUUUUGGAUAUCGGCUCGCGGGGUGGUUGGUGUUGAAGCUGAAGAAGUAG